Molecule: messenger RNA, 552 nt
Organism: Gastrolobium bilobum
Lineage: Eukaryota; Viridiplantae; Streptophyta; Magnoliopsida; Fabales; Fabaceae
Product: TMV resistance protein N-like
Exons: 1
Coding region: 1-552 (183 amino acids)
Biological process (GO): signal transduction
Source: RefSeq, a predicted model, not a curated record
AUGGCAAGGCAAGAAUCAUUGUUGCCCUCUUCUUCCUUUAGCUAUAGAUGGAAAUACGAUGUGUUUCUGAGCUUCAGAGGAGAAGAUACCCGUCACGGUUUCACUGGCAAUCUUUACAAAGCUCUUCAUGACAAGGGAAUCCACACCUUCAUUGAUGAUAAAGAGCUUCAAAGAGGAGAGGAAAUCACACCAUCACUUGACAAUGCAAUUAAAGAAUCCAGGAUUGCAAUCCCAGUUUUCUCUAAGAACUACGCUUCUUCUUCAUUUUGCUUAGAAGAACUUGUCUAUAUCUUUCGCUGCAUCAAGGGAAAGGGUAGGUUGGUUUUGCCAGUUUUUUAUGACGUUAAACCUUCACACGUGCGACAUCAGACAGGUAGGUAUAAAGAAGCACUCGCUAUUCAUGAAGAGAGGUUUAAGGAUGACAUGGAGAAGGUGGGAGAAUGGAGGAAGGCUCUGCAUCAAGCAGCUAACUUGUCUGGCUUUCAUUUCAAAAUUGGGUACUGUUUUAUCUUCUUACGUUUUGUUUCUUUAAUUUUCUUUUGUCUCUUAUGA